AUGGACGCGGGGCCUAAUUGGGAAAGGGAGGACAACACUGUUCAAACGUCAACGGGGGCUGUUGAUGAUAGGGUCACUAUUCAUGAGUUGUUUUGCCAAACAUUAAAAGUUGCGGUGCCGACGGACGUUAGCAGUGUUUUGUGGAUGGCUUCACAAAUGAUUACCAUGGCCUUUGUAGGGCACUGUCUCGGCGAGGAGGGGAUGUCCCAGUACAGCGCUGGGAUUCUGGUAUUUAACGUAACGGCCAUGUCCGUUGUCAGUGGUUUGAAUUCCGCCAUAGAUACGAUAAGUUCCCAGGCCUUUGGGCAAAACCCACGCUCUACAGUAAUUGGGGACACACUGCAGUUGGCAUUUGUCAUUAAUUUUUUCUUGUGGAUUGUUAUGAGUGUUGCUUUUAUUAACAGCGAACCCGUGAUGGUUUAUGUCUUUGGAGACGCUGUUGGUAAAGGCGCCGCGAGGUUUCUCGGGGCGAGCCCAGUGUACUUACUGACACAGAUCAUUACUGGAAUUGUAAGCAAGACACUGUAUGCCCAACGUCUUUCCCCCCUUGUUGUGUAUGCUAAUGGAGCUGCGGCAAUUACUUCCCCUAUAGCUAACUAUUUUUUAAUAUUUAUGGGAAUUGAGGGAACCGCGCUAUCACUGGGUUUGACUGGAAUGAUGUGUGCUGCCACCCAUGUGCUGAUUUGCCUACUGCACCCUAAAGCUGUCGUCCGAGAGGCGCAGUGGCCAUCCCCGGUACUUCGUCAAAAGGAGGCCUGGAGAAGGUUUUUCAAGGUUGGGAUACCUUCCCUGAUCGCGGUGUGUUCGGAGUGGUGGGCCUUUGAAGUGCAGGCGUUCUUUGCAGUUUCCAUCUCACCGCUUGCUUUGGCGGUUUUUGGAGUGGCAAUGAACAUCAUAUCGGUGAUGUUCUCCAUAGCACUUGGGUUGAGUGUCUCGGCAAGCACUUUAAUUGGAAAUGCCCUAGGGGCUCAAAGGCCUUUAUUUGCGUCACGGUACGCCAGGUUUAUUCUUAUCUGUGACGUGACACUUGGGGUUUGUACCGCCGUCGCUAUGGGCUACUUUGGAGGGCACAUUGCACGUCUUUAUACAAAUGUUCCCGAGAUGACAAGCGCGGUGGAGUCUAUAAUGCCGGUUGUCAUCCUUUGUCAUCUCGGAGACUCUCUUCAGUAUUGUUUACAAGGUGUUUUUCGUGGUGCUGGGCGACCGGAGCAAGCGGCACGAGGUGUGGUCUUUACAUUGUGGCUUAUCGGUUUGCCAGCCUCUGCGCUUUACGUUUUUGUUUUUCACUGGGGCGUCGAAGGCGUCCUUGGUGGUCUGCUCACUGGGUUCUGCUUUGAAAUUCCGCUCUUGUAUUACUUAAUGUCUCGAUGGGAUUGGAAGGUCCUGGCUCAGGAGGCUCAGGCGGUGGCUAAUGUGCCGGAAUUUGUUCUACUGGACAAUGUGAGCGAGAUUGACGACAGUGGUGAGCGCGACAUUGAACUUGCCGAAAAAACCGCGGACGAAGCGGAGGCAGUUGAGUUGUAA
Molecule: messenger RNA, 1524 nt
Organism: Trypanosoma conorhini
Lineage: Eukaryota; Euglenozoa; Kinetoplastea; Trypanosomatida; Trypanosomatidae
Product: putative membrane transporter protein
Exons: 1
Coding region: 1-1524 (507 amino acids)
Biological process (GO): transmembrane transport
Cellular component (GO): membrane
Molecular function (GO): antiporter activity; xenobiotic transmembrane transporter activity
Source: RefSeq, a predicted model, not a curated record